AAAGUAUUAUGGUAAAGAGGUUUUGCCUGGCCUGCCUUAAAAUCGAGUGACGCCAUUUCUAGCUAUAUAUUAUUCUCUUCUGAUACGAGGACUAACGCAACAGCACACCUCCUCAUACUAUAAAGCGCACGCCCACCUUAAUAUUUUCCGUGCAUUCUUGCUGUCCUGGCUCUCCCAGUGCAUUUAUCUCAGUUGAUGACUUCUGGAUAUAGGAGUCCAUGAAAGUAGAAGCCAUGAAGUUCUUCAAACCAAGUAUCAACUUCUAUAUGUGGUGCUCCAUCCUGAUGUUCUUUGUGUUUUCCUGCCUCCUCUUAAGCAAAAUGGAUGUCAGCCAUUCUUCGUCCACAAACAGCAUGAGCAGAUUGGCACGCAGCAGCCGUGAUUUUUGGGACAUGGACCUCACAGUCCAGCCAAGCCCUCCUCCACCCCAGCUGCUUGUUGCCAGCCAUGAGUGCUUCCUUUAUAAUAGCCCCUUGAACAUUUCUAAGCACCUCCCUGAGGCUCACCGCACCUUCCUCAGGUACAAGCACUGCCGGUCCUUCCCCAGACUACUGAAGCCCAGGCCCUGCGAUGAUAACCUGUUUCUCUUGAUGGUCAUCAAGUCCACUGCCGCCCAAGUGGACCGAAGGGCUGCCCUGCGUACUACAUGGGGUCAGGAGGGAGUCAUCAGAGGCAAGAAGGUGAAGCUGGUGUUCCUUUUGGGCAAGUCCCAGGAUUUGGUGAAGGGGUAUCCCCUGCAGCGGCUCCUGGAGUAUGAGAACAGGCAGUUUGGUGACAUCCUGCAAUGGGACUUUGUGGACAGUUUCUUCAAUCUGACUUUGAAGGAGAUCCACUUCCUCAGCUGGUUCAGAGAGGAGUGCCAGACGGCCCAGUUUGUGUUGAAGGGAGAUGAUGAUGUCUUCAUUCACACAGGCAAUAUGGUGGAGUUUCUCGAGGACCGUAACCCUUCAGACCACCUGUUCGCCGGUGACAUUAUUUACCGAGCCAAACCACAACGUGAACCCAAAAAUAAAUACUUCAUCCCAGAGGAGAUGUACCCUCAAAGUCAGUACCCACCAUACGCAGGAGGGGGCGGCUACCUGAUGUCCCGCCAGACGGUGGUAGGUCUGGACCGUGCAGCCCAAGAUACAGACCUGUUCCCCAUCGAUGAUGUUUUUGUGGGCAUGUGCCUACAGAAGAUGAAAGUCAAAGUGAUGUUCCAUAAUGGUUUCAGAACCUUCGGUCUGCGGCAACGCCUCAUCCCCUUCAACCCCUGCUUCUACAGGGACCUCAUGCUGGUGCAUAAACUCAGCCCCACAGAGAUGUGGACCAUGUGGUCUCUUGUGAAUGACCAACACUCGAUCUGCAACAGAUCUGUCAGAUUGUAAAGACUGAACUAUCCUUUGACAGAAUGCGGUUGAGGAAUUUCCUACAGUAACUUUGGUUUUAACAAACAGGCAGUAAAUAAAACUAAUAAAAGGCAAAUGGCAAAUGUAAUAUACCAAUACCUUGAGGAAAUGUUUGGGUACAAACAUUUUUGUAUAUUUUUACAUAUAUAAUUUGUAAGGGGCAUAUUAGUAUGAAUGCAAUUUUAUGAGAUUUUCAUGCUGAAGGCAUGAUCUGUUACUACAAAUAUCCAAAAGGGAUCAAACUAAUGCUGUUUCUUGUGUCAUCAUAUGGAUGUGUUAUUUUUUGUAAUGUCAAUGACCUCAUUUUCUUGCUUUGUUUCUCCUUGUAUGGGAAGAACAAGAAUGAUGGGCCAAAGAACAUCAGUCCCUCUGUCUAGUCACACCACAUGAUGCCUCUAGGCUUACUGGGGUUGAGCUCAACUCAAUUCUGUAUCAGGGCAAGCAGCACAAUUGCUUCAUCAGGACUUACAAAAACAAGCAAUGAAAGUUGUCAAAAAAGCAACAAUGUUGUCCAAGCUAUGCUCUUGCCAUGAAUGUCACAACUAGCCAUAUUUGGUCAUACAUUCAGGAGUUACAUGUGUUUUAUACAUGAUGCACAGAAGGUUUGUCAAGUUAGCCUAACUUAGUUUUAUAUUUUAAAAUAGCACAACUGUUGCAUCUGUUUUUUUUUUCUGCCUGAAUCCACAAAAUGACUUGCAGGUGUGCGGCUUCUCUUUGCUUGCUCUCCAUAAUAUUGCCUGGAAUUGUGUAUGUUGUAGUUUGAAAACCAACAGAUUUUAU
Messenger RNA from Megalops cyprinoides (Indo-Pacific tarpon), 2168 nucleotides. RefSeq names its product N-acetyllactosaminide beta-1,3-N-acetylglucosaminyltransferase 4-like. Gene Ontology annotation, molecular function: hexosyltransferase activity. NCBI's taxonomy places the organism in Eukaryota, Metazoa, Chordata, Actinopteri, Elopiformes, Megalopidae. The record is from RefSeq and is a predicted model, not a curated record. Bases 219 to 1367 code for a protein of 382 amino acids. The transcript has 2 exons. Gene Ontology annotation, cellular component: membrane.